AUGCUUUACGAACAUUAUUACCUUUUUUUAUUAAUUAAUAGUCAUGCAUUUACAAUCAUAAGAAUUAAAUUAUUAGAAGAUUCUAUUCAACAUAGUACAAGUUCCUGUACUUUUGGUAAAUUUGCUCUAACUCAACUUAUAGAUGAUAUUGAUUUUCGAAUAUUAACUUAUCUUGAACAACAAUUAAAACAACAGUACUCUGAUAUACGUGUUCGUCAAGCAAUUGCGUCGACUUUUGCUAAUCUUAAAAAAUAUAUUAAUACAAAUGAAAGUGAUUUUCAAGCUGCUAUACUCGAUUUACUUGUUCAAUUACUUUUAAUUCGUCAUUUUAUUUGUUGUAUUGCUGAAUUUCUUGCUAUGUUAUCACAUGAUACACUUCAUUCAAAACAAGUUAUUAAAGUACAAGAUUUAAUAAAACAUUAUGAUUCAUUAUUAGCAAGUGGACAUGAACCUGCAACACAUGCUUUCACAGCAUUAGAACCAGUUUUAUAUGAUUUUUUUCUUGCUUUACGAUUGUUCACAGUUAUUGUUAAUAGUGUUCAAAUUGAAGAUGAUAAAUGGGAACGUCUUUCACGACAAAUUGUCGAUUUACUUCUUGCUCAUUUACAAUCUCAGGUUAUUUUUUUGUUCAAAUAGGAUCAAUCACUUUUGGAUAUUUUUUCCACACAAUUAACACUAUUUGAUGUUGUCUCAUCAGUUGCAUUACGAUCAAUUGAUCCAUUUGUUGUUGCUUUUCGAGCAUUAGUAAAUAGAAAUGUCCGUUGUUUUUAUUUAUAAAAUUUUCCUGUAGUUCAAAAUUUUUUUUAGAAUGUCAAUUGUCAAUCUACAAAUCGAUAAUUAAUCAAUAUAAAUAUAAUACUUCGAUGUCUUGUACAAAAUUUAACUGAAGAUGCUAUAUUAACACGAUAGAAUGAUGUUUUAUCAUCAGUUAAUGGAACAUGAGAUGAAACUUUUAGUGCGUAAGUAUUCGAAAUGAUUUUAUUUAUAAUUUAAAAACUAUUAUUCUCGUUUUUGUUUUCAGAGCUCUUCUUCGUGUUGUACAUGACAUAAUAUUAUGAAUUUUAACUAAUACUCGACAAUUACGUGGUCAAAUCAAUAUGACAUUAGUUUCUCUCGCAUCCGAUUAUCUUUAUGUACAUAUCACCCAUUACUUUGAAGAUAAAACUUUCCUGCAAUUCAUUAAUUACUAAUGACCUAGCGAAAUAAAUUUGACUUUAAAAUUCCUAUGCUUAUAUAAGUUCUGUAAUUUUAUUUUGGCUAAACAGUUUCGAACAAUUGUAAAUGAUUUUCAUCAAUUAUGAAUUCAUGAUGAAACUGUACAUUGUCUUGAGACAUUUUCAUAUUUAACUAUUUUAUUUGAAUGUUUUAAAUUAUUAUGAUCAUCAUUUUAUAUCUCAUUAUUAUUACAAUGGACACAUUCUGAAUAUACUUGAUUAUACACAAGAAGCAUGGUGAUCACCAAUAUUGACACCAUCAUCAAGAAUACAUUUAUCUAUCAGUGGUCAAUUACAAUCUUAUUGUGAUUUAAUAUAUCAUCAUGAAUUAUAUGUUGAACAUUUUACAUCAAUAACAACACAUUAUCAAUUAUUAUUAUUAUUUUUUAUUUUAUCUUAUACAUCAUACAUCAGUUGCAAGUCAUUUAUUUUUUUUGUGAAAGAAUACAUUUAGAUGAAAGUGGUCUUCUAUUAGUUUUAUUAGUUGAACAAUUCCUUCCAUUACCAUUAAAUAAACAAUUAUGACCUAAAUAUAUACCAUAACUUUUAUAAAUAUUAUCAAUAACAACAUCAAUUGAUAUUAUUAAAGAAGAUUUUAAUAAUCUUAAUUAUCCUAUGGAUAUAACAAGAAAAAUUUAUGCACAAAUGCUUAAAAAUAUAACUUAUAAAAAAUGAUUACCAUUAAUGAUGUCACCGGUAUAUUUUAGUUUAAUUUAUCGAAAUAAAUAUAUAUAUGUAUAAUAAAAAUUUUAAUUCAAUUAAAAGAAAUGUUUUUUUUUACUUUGACAUUGUUUAUGUGCUAGUAAUAGAGGAGACUUUUGAAUAAUUCAAAAUUUCAAAAAAUAUUUUGAAAUAGAAAAUAUGCAGAAUUUCAGGUAAUACAAAUCGUAAAGGAAAGCAUUUAAGUUACAUUAGUACAAUGACUGAAUAAUUCCUCUCGAAUCUUAUUGAUCAAAUUCUCAGUCGUGCUAUUUGUACUAUUACAAUUAAAGAAAACGACGUCUUUCUAAUAUUAUAUUUCGAAAUAAAUUGCAUUCGAGAAUUUCGAUAAACUUUCUAUAAGUUUGAACUCGUGAACUCCGAAAACGUGUUGGAUUUUUUCCAUAGCAUUAAAUUUUUAGGAUGAUUCUUAUAGUAAAUGAAAAUUGAUUUGAGAAAAUAAGAAACAAUAUAAAUCUGUUCUUUGUUUGUUUUCCUAGGGUUUUGUAUAGUUAUAUCAAAUGAAACCAAUCAAAAUGACAUUGAAACAACACCUAAUACAAUUUAUGAAAAAAGUCUUUUAUCAUGCUUCUAAUAAUCAACCAUAUUCAAUUGCAUUCAUAGAUUCUAUAUCAAUAUAUUUUGAUAAAAUACAAAAUUAUGUUGAAUUAACAUGUCAAUUUUCAACAGGUGAUAUACAUGAUUUAUUACGUUUUAUAAUAUUUAUAUCAGAAAUAAUUUAUAUAAAUAUAUUUCAAAAAAAAAACAUCAUUUCUUAGUUGUGAAACAG
Molecule: messenger RNA, 2703 nt
Organism: Rotaria sp. Silwood1
Lineage: Eukaryota; Metazoa; Rotifera; Eurotatoria; Philodinida; Philodinidae
Source: the annotation of a GenBank genome assembly